Molecule: messenger RNA, 1035 nt
Organism: Anopheles marshallii
Lineage: Eukaryota; Metazoa; Arthropoda; Insecta; Diptera; Culicidae
Exons: 2
Coding region: 1-1035 (344 amino acids)
Source: RefSeq, a predicted model, not a curated record
AUGCCAUUUGCGAUUGUAGAAGCCUGUGAAGAAGAUGGAAGCAAAGAACUAUGUGUAGUUCCUGAGGGAUGGAUUUUGGAUACCCGUCAUAAGGAAACGAUCCUCCUGUGGCCCAAGUGCGUCGGACCAAAAAUGUACAAACUGCUAAACGAUAGCGAGAGUGUCGGCAACACAACAUGGCUGAAAAUAGAUUGUGUUGUUAAAAAGAUCAACAUUGUUAAACCUUAUGUUGCGCACGAACUUAUAUCGAAAAUGAAAGGAGAAUCCACCGCAACCGAGAACAGCGCAAGUUCACGGUGUCAACUAUCUAAAUCACCCAGUCCUCUAGGUGAAGAUUUUACUGAUUCACAUGUUGAAAAUUACACCAGCAACAUAAGGAAUAAAAAAGCAUCGCCAGCACCUGCAACUACGCUUACAAGGAGAGAAAUUAGCACAACAUCACAAACAUCCGAGCAAACUUUGUUGAACUUUGUUCAAAAGCUUGAAGCCAAAUUGGCUGGAUUGGAAGAUUUUAUUCGCAGAUUGGUUGAUAAGCUUCUACGCAUCGAAACUAUUGCGCAAGUUUUACUGCACAGAUAUGGUAUCAAAUGCGUUGCAUCAACCCCAAUGGUUACCGAUGUAAAUUUCGAGCAAAUUACUAACUUGGAGAGCAUGGAAGCUCUCAACGAAAACCUACUCAACGUUGGGUUCCAGGAGCAGAUUUACCACUGGCUGGCAAGCAACAUUACGGAGUCGCAGAGUGAAAACCGUAUGACGGAGGCAAUGGAUUUGCUGUUUGACAAAAAAUUUAUGACAAAGUGCAGCUGGACGGGUGUCGGUAGAGGUGCUGAAAAGAUCCCGAUGAUGAGAAUGGUCAACAUCACAAAACUGUUUCGACGCAUCGGCACAAACAAUGGGGUGAUCGUAAAUCAACGGAUGGUGAUGCUAUUUUUCAUGAAAAAGCUGAGAAACGCUGUUAGGAGAAGUGAAAUGAAACAUUUACGCAGGAGUACUACACACCAUUUCAAGUCCAAUAAAGUGAAGAAUGAGAACUAG